Molecule: messenger RNA, 4131 nt
Organism: Triplophysa rosa
Lineage: Eukaryota; Metazoa; Chordata; Actinopteri; Cypriniformes; Nemacheilidae
Gene: stk35
Product: serine/threonine kinase 35
Exons: 3
Coding region: 231-1439 (402 amino acids)
Biological process (GO): protein autophosphorylation; axon extension; autophagy
Cellular component (GO): autophagosome; cytoplasm
Molecular function (GO): ATP binding; protein serine/threonine kinase activity
Source: RefSeq, a predicted model, not a curated record
UAAAAUGGUACGGUCCGCGUAAACCACGCCCCAUCUCUCAUGUCCCGUUGAUAAUGAAGUUAUUAUUGUUGUUUUUAUCAGCUAGAGUCUGAUGGCGAAGAAGUUAAUGAAAACACUCAAACGAACCCGUCGAGUUUCCCCACAAUAACGCGCAUCUCCCUGUCUAGGGACGUUAUGAUAAACCGAAGUAUUACCCCGAAACACAUGUUCGCGCGGGGGGUAAUAAACUCAUGGAGCAGGGGAGAAUAACGCGCAGACGGGGUUGCAAGAGACCCGAGCCGCCGGACGCGAGCAUGAAGCGGGACGUCAGUAAAGUCCUGCGGCCGCUGCCCGUGGAGAACAACGACGAAGAUGAACUUAUGAAGGAGGAUCACUGUUUCUCCAUGGACUUCAGCAGGAAACCAGCAAGAGCGCCUCGGUACAGUCUGAUACGGGAGGUGGGUCGCGGGAGCUACGGUGUGGUGUACGAGGCUGUCGCCCGCAGCUCCGGCGCACGGGUGGCCGUGAAGAAGCUCCGCUGCGACGCGCCCGAGACCGUGGAGCUGGCGCUGGCCGAGUUCUGGGCCCUCGCGAGCCUGGAGAAACGGCAUGAAAAUGUGGUUCAUCUGGAGGAGUGCGUGCUGCAGAGAGACGGGAUGGCACAGAAAAUGAACCACGGCAACCAGAAAUGCAAACAGUAUUUGAGAUUGGUGGAAACCUCUCUGAAAGGUGAACGAGUUGGUGAGCGUAUCUUGGGUCACUCUGAACAACCCUCUUAUCUCUGGUUCGUUAUGGAGUUCUGCGACGGUGGCGACCUCAACCAGUACAUCCUCUCCCGACGGCCCGACCCGCGGACCAACCACAGUUUCAUGAAGCAGCUGACCAGCGCUGUGGCCUUCCUCCAUAAGAACAACAUCGUCCACCGCGACCUCAAACCAGACAACAUUCUCAUCUCGCAGAAAUCGGGGACCCCCGUCGUCAAAGUGGCCGACUUUGGCCUCAGCAAGGUGUGCGCGGGACUCGGCUGCUUCGAGGACGCGAGUCACGAGCAGGUAAACAAAAACACUGUGAACGUUAACAAAUUCUGGUUGUCGUCAGCAUGCGGCUCGGACUUCUUCAUGGCUCCUGAGGUGUGGGAGGGCCACUACACGGCCAAAGCGGACAUUUUUGCGUUGGGGAUCAUCAUUUGGGCCAUGAUCGAACGGAUCACGUUCAUCGACGCAGAUUCCAAGCGCGAGCUCCUCGGCACGUAUGUUUGCCAGGGUGCCGAGAUCAUCCCGGUGGGCGAGGCCUUGCUGGAAAACCCGAAGAUGGUUCUCCACAUUCCUCAGAGGACCCGUAACGUGAUGUCAGAGGGCGUCAAGCGACUCCUGCAGGACAUGCUGGCUGUCAACCCGCAGGACCGGCCCGACGCCUUUCAGCUGGAGGUCAGAAUGAACCAGGUCACAUGUGCGGCAUGAGCAGAAGUGACGGGCCGACAUAAUCGCACAACUAUAUUUCAGGUUUGGUGAGCAUUAAAAUACGGAAGUGCACGCUGAUGAGAACAUCUAAAGGGACGUUGACCUUUAAACUCUGAAUCUGGUGAAUCUCAUGGAAAAAGGUGAAACGUAAAACGUUAUCUGUAGCAGACCUUUGACAUGGAAAAGCUAUGCAGGCUUCUUUUCUAACACACCUUUUCUACUUCUGCAAUAAAUUCCUCAUAUAAACGACUUCCAAAGAAACCACACAUAUGCAUAAGACAUUUUUACCUGCUGAUGUCUAACUCUCUCGUGUUGUCUGACGUGGCCACAUCCACAUGUUUUGACGUUGCACUAUGUCUUCAUACAAACAUAUCCUGUGAAAACUACCUACUGCCGCUGUACCAGACAGUUUGUGACCUAGAUCUCUAAAACAAAACUGAUUAGGAAAUGAUUAUAUAGCUUGUGUAAAUGAAGACAUAAGUAUUUAAUGUGAAUAUGUGGGUGACCCUGUAUACACUAGAAAUGCUGUGUUAUUUUCAAUCCAGCGUUGGGUCAAAAAGGGACAAACCCAAAUGUUGGGUUAAAUUAACCAGGAAAAUGUUUAGAUUUGACCCAACAAUGGAUUCAGAGACAACCCAACAUUUUGUUUUAAUUACAACCCAACGGUUGGAUUUGUUCCUUUUUGACCCAACGCUGGGUUGAAAAAACACAUGUUUUUUUAGAGUAUGUGUGAAUGUUUGUGAUGUGAGCAGUCUGCACCUCUUUCUAAAAAACACAUUGUGCCUUAGAUUGUUUUUUUAAGACAGUGGGCUGUAUUGGUUUUUUUUUUUUUUUAGAUUUUAUGCAUGAUUUUGUCCGAAGAGUUUUAUUUCUGUGACUGUUUAAAGGUUUUUCAAACAGUCUAAUUGUAUCCUUAAAAAAUUGCAAAGUUAUAUGUAAGAGUUUUAAAUGCAACCUUUGUGAAAAAUGCGUAUUUUUGUUAAAUAUUCUAAAAAACGUAUUGUUUUCAAACGUUUAGCCAUCAAACAUGCACAAACAGUAUCAUAUGAAUACGACACAAAUAGAUCAAUUGAUAUCAUUCACUAUUUUUUAUCAGCAAUGCUAACAGGUGAUUGUUUUACUUUCAACAAUUGUAAUUUUUCAACACUGUUAAUAUUGUUUUUUUUAUGGAAUCGAACAACUUCUAUCAGGUGAACUUUGUGUUGUUCCAGCAAUUUUCCAAUGUCACUUUUCACUCCAGUCUUCAGAAUAUUUGUGAAUGAGAUUUACAUUUAGUCAUUUAGCAGACGCUUUCAUCCAAAGCGACUUACAAACGAGGUAAACAAAGCAAAUGGAACAACAUAAGGACAACAAAAAGCAUAAGUGCAAUGAAACUGGUCUCAUAGCCUACCACAGCCUCAUAGUUUUUUGGGGGGAUAGAAAGAGAAAUCCAUGUGAUAUUUACAAUCUAUUUCAAAGUCUAAAAUUUUGUGGAUUUUUUUUCUUGUCGGCCGUUUAAAUUCUUGUUUUGACAUGAAAUGUUUAAAGCUGCAAUCCAUAAAUUUGCUCUCCAUAUUGCCAUAUAUAUUUAAAACAAAAUUGCCUUUUACUUUAUCUGUGUUAAAGUCCAAAUUGAUAUUUCCCGCAAAAUCGGGAAUUAUUAUAACUUACAAUUGUGAAUUGUGAGGUUUUUAACACUGUUUUAUGUAGUUGCUUAAUGACAGAUUUGUGUUCAUUUUAACCAAGAAAAAUGACAGAUUGCAGCUUUCUUUUUUAUAUCAUGUGUUGCAUAGCUCUGUUUCUGUGGGCAUCAUUGAGUUAAUGUAACGCUAUACAUUACUGUUUUGAGUUGCUGUUUAACAUGCACUACCUUACCAGAUGUUUAGACAUGACCUGUUCUCUUCAGAUCCAGAUCUGUGUUCAUCUCUGACGAAUUAAUGGUUUAAUUGUUACACUCAUUUUAAUGGUGACCGUGGUCAUGCUCAGUGUUAAUCGACAAACAGCUGAAACGGCAGCGAGACAUCGUUCCCUUAGUUAGAAGUGAUUUCUGUUCAGUGUUUGGUUUACAGUGUCUCUACCUCAUUUUCGCCAUCGCUUUAAUGUCACGUUUCAAUGUUAAGUCUAGUCACUUGAGGUUCGCGUAUAUUCAGUCAAUCGCUCUGUAUUUCAUAACUUUGCAUUUUACUCUUUGUGUUUGAAAUGCAUGGAGUUCAGUUCAUUAUUGCAGUAAACCCGAUGAGGCGACACGUUCUGUUGUCUUGUCAUGGGUAGUUCAAGCAGUUCCUGAUAUACCUUAUCUUUUCCAGUCACAACCCAUAGUUCUGAAAACUUCAAACCAGGAGUUAAUGUGUGUUGGUGUUAACAUCUGUCACAAGAAAUGUGGAUUGUACAUUUAGAAACUUGCCUCAAAAUACCAAAAAACCUUUGACCUUGAUGUUUGCCAUUUCUGCAUGCCCGCUGUAAAAUGUUUGCAGGUCAAACAAAUGCAAUUUAACAGUUCUGUAGAAAACUCGCCUAACAUAAUGAAUCACUACAAACACACCAAACGGUCGUCUUUCUACUUGAACAUUUCUCCGUUUUUUGUUUGUUUUGUUGGUAGUUUCUUGUCAAUAUACUAUUUUUGGUUUUGAUGCUAUGAGCCAUGAGAUGUUUUUGAAAACCUAAAUGUAGAUACUUAUUUUCUUGAAUAAAGGAAUACAAAUAUUGAGUGAUA